UCGAUCCCUGGCACGGCAGAUCCUGUGCUUUCUUGUCAACACCGUACACUCUUGUUUCGUUACCGAGCCUUACUUUCUUCACACCAGAAUGUCCUUGUCCCAGAGCUCCGACGUCCCAAUCCUCGCGGGAGGUUUUAUUACCUUGGAUACCGUCAAGCAUCCUACAAAUACUAUUAACCGUCGUACCAAGAUUGUUUGUACCAUUGGACCCGCCUGCUGGAAUGUCGAUCAGUUGGAAAUACUGAUUGAAUCGGGCAUGAAUGUGGCGCGCUUUAACUUUUCGCACGGUGAUCAUGCAGGCCAUGGCGCUGUUCUCGAACGAGUACGUCAGGCUGCACAAAACAAGGGCCGAAACAUUGCUAUUCUAUUGGAUACCAAGGGACCGGAGAUUCGUACCGGUUUUUUUGCCAAUGGCGCUUCCAAGAUUGAACUGGUCAAGGGCGAAACAAUCGUAUUGACGUCGGACUAUAAGUUCAAGGGCGACCAGCAUAAGCUGGCUUGUUCCUACCCCGCCUUGGCACAGUCUGUAACACAAGGACAGCAAAUUCUAGUGGCCGAUGGAUCGCUCGUGUUAACGGUUCUCCAAACGGACGAGGCAGCCGGUGAAGUGUCCUGCCGGAUCGACAACAAUGCAUCGAUGGGCGAACGCAAGAACAUGAAUUUACCCGGGGUCAAGGUGGACCUGCCCACCUUCACCGAAAAGGAUGUGGACGAUAUCGUCAAUUUCGGAAUUAAGCACAAGGUUGACUUUAUUGCGGCCUCGUUUGUUCGCAAGCAGUCCGAUGUGGCUAACUUGCGCCAGCUGCUGGCCGAAAACGGUGGUCAGCAAAUUAAAAUCUGUUGUAAAAUUGAGAACCAAGAAGGUCUGGAAAACUACGAUGAAAUUCUGCAGGCAACCGAUUCCAUCAUGGUUGCUCGCGGUGAUUUGGGUAUGGAAAUUCCUCCAGCUAAGGUCUUCUUGGCCCAAAAGAUGAUGAUUCGUGAAGCGAACAUUGCGGGCAAGCCCGUCAUUACUGCCACUCAAAUGUUGGAAUCAAUGAUUAACAACCCUCGUCCGACUCGUGCCGAGUGUAGUGAUGUCGCCAACGCAGUCUUGGACGGCACUGACUGUGUAAUGCUUUCCGGAGAAACCGCCAACGGCCCAUACUUUGAAGAGGCUGUUAAAGUCAUGGCGCGAACCUGCUGCGAGGCCGAAAACUCACGCAACUACAAUUCGUUGUAUUCUGCCGUGCGUUCUUCUGUCAUGGCCAAGUACGGCAGUGUACCACCCGAAGAAUCUUUGGCUAGUUCUGCCGUCAAGACGGCGAUUGAUGUCAACGCUCGCUUGAUUCUAGUUCUCUCCGAAAGCGGAAUGACGGCUGGGUAUGUGAGUAAAUUCCGUCCGGGAAGGGCUAUUGUUUGCUUGACACCAAGUGAUGCCGUUGCUCGUCAAACGGGUGGAAUUCUGAAGGGUGUGCACUCCUAUGUCGUGGACAACUUGGAUAACACGGAAGAGCUCAUCGCGGAGACUGGCGUUGAGGCGGUGAAGGCGGGCAUCGCUAGCGUGGGUGAUUUGAUGGUUGUAGUCAGUGGAACUCUUUACGGCAUCGGAAAGAAUAAUCAGGUUCGCGUUAGCGUUAUCGAGGCUCCGGAAGGUACCGUGAAGGAGACAGCAGCUGCAAUGAAACGCCUUGUAUCUUUUGUAUACGCCGCGGACGAAAUUCCAGGAAAUGCCGACUAGAUACACAGAGAAGUUUAGAGAAUCUGGAGUAAAGCUACAUCUUAAAAAUAUAAAAGUGUGACAAAGGCUGCAAAUAAAUAUGCGGGG
Molecule: messenger RNA, 1807 nt
Organism: Phaeodactylum tricornutum CCAP 1055/1
Lineage: Eukaryota; Bacillariophyta; Bacillariophyceae; Surirellales; Neidiaceae
Gene: PK3
Product: kinase pyruvate kinase 3
Exons: 3
Coding region: 89-1720 (543 amino acids)
Biological process (GO): glycolytic process
Cellular component (GO): cytoplasm
Molecular function (GO): magnesium ion binding; potassium ion binding; pyruvate kinase activity
Source: RefSeq, a predicted model, not a curated record